AUGCAGGAUCCAUUUCUGACGAGGACUGGCGAACAAUGCCACCACCAACAAGACAAUGGCAAAACAGGCGAGAAGAUAGAUAUCAUGAUCACCGCUAUUUCUACUAUCCUGAAAUUAACACUCCAGAUAGUUCUAGACAUAGUCAGGGAAUACAAUAUGAUGCUGCUGACGAUCGAAAUACAAAUAAGCCCAGACACAGAUAACUAUUCGACGAAAAGAGAUGAAAGAGGGACAAACUCCCGUGAGUACGAACGUGCAACAAACAAACAUUACCGGAAAAAUCAGACAAAGCAAGCAGCUGUUCCUCAGGCGCGGUCAGGUAUUUCCGUUUGGGGUGUUACGAAGGACAGUCCCGCGCAAGAAGAAAUCGACAAAUUCCCUAAGCUUCAUGCCCAUUCUCCAGUUCUGUACAUGGCGCCAAGAACUUUGCGUUCUGGCCAGAGAUGA
Messenger RNA from Penicillium angulare, 447 nucleotides. RefSeq lists its product as uncharacterized. The record is from RefSeq and is a predicted model, not a curated record. The coding region runs from base 1 to 447 and encodes 148 amino acids. The transcript is spliced from 2 exons. Lineage: Eukaryota; Fungi; Ascomycota; Eurotiomycetes; Eurotiales; Aspergillaceae.